This is a messenger RNA of Parastagonospora nodorum SN15, 1659 nucleotides long. RefSeq lists its product as hypothetical. NCBI's taxonomy places the organism in Eukaryota, Fungi, Ascomycota, Dothideomycetes, Pleosporales, Phaeosphaeriaceae. The transcript has a single exon. The coding region runs from base 1 to 1659 and encodes 552 amino acids. The record is from RefSeq and is a predicted model, not a curated record.
AUGCCGGUCCAGGGCGAGAUCGUACACCCCGUCAUACUGAAAAUGCUUGGAAACCGUGUCUUUGCCACGGGCCUUCCCCGCGAGGAUCGUGAAGACAUCCUACGGUCCUCGAUGGCUUGGUUCACCAACCCUCCACUCUGGGCCGACCCCCAGCAUCCUGAGUUCUGCCUCCAGGCCGCCUGGAAUUGGCUAGUGGAGCAACUCCCCACGACCGGCGAUGCCAGCCAAGACGGGUUAAGCCCUGACUCCUCAGAUGACGACUCCUCAGAUGACGACUCCUCAGAGGAUGACUCCUCAGACGAUGACGGCAGCGGCGCUGGCUUCACAGGCAGUGUGGGUCGUGAAGAAACCACCAAACGCCUUCUUGUCAAUGACAAACAUGAUCCCGUCGCAUGUUUGCUACGCGAAGUCAGUUUGCGCCUCGAGAAGAUCCACUUGAUCGAAGGUACAGCUGGAGCCGACACUACCGCCGCUGCCGACGCCAGCCCUCCCAAGGACGAUGGCUCCAUUGGCAUUGCCGACCAUACUAGCACUGCUGCCAACACUGAAUUUCCUUACGACGGCAGCAUUUUCGAACGCCGUCAAGUGACGACCCACGUCUUCAACAGUGAUGACGAUUUCCAUCAACUCCAUCUUCACCUGAAUGAGCUGAGCGAUUUCGCGAUGGAAGAGGGCCUGGCUAGGGACACCAGCCAUGAGGCUGAAGUCCUCCGCACCCGGGUGCCAGGUCUUCCUCUCUUUGGCGACAUUCUCACCUGGAAAGGCUUCUACAACGUUGCAUGCCGAUCUUUGCAAGCCAAAGUAACGAUGUUUGAACGCAUCGCUUUGCGCAUCCUGGAAUUGGAGAGUUGGAUCCAGCGACACAUCAGCGCUGGGCACAAGGACCCACUGGGAAUGUUGCUCUUCUCGCGCCCCGACGACGCUAGACUCCAACUUCUACGAGACGCCGGAUUCCUCUUCCUCCCCCUGCUUGUCAUGGCCUACCAGGGUUCUAGCACUAGGGUUGGACGCGUGAACCCCCACAUCAACACUGGCACUAGCACAGCUGCCAACGCCAGCAUUUCAGACCGCAUUGCAGACUUGAGGUUCCUCCUAGGCGACAACACCAAACUCGAUCAACUCAAUCUUCACAUGGAGAGGGUGACUAGCUGGGCUAUUGAAGCGGGCUUUGCUACGGAUACUAAUAGCGCGGUUGAAUGCCUCCGCAACAAUGCGGCAGGAUUCUCCAUGUUCGGUGACUUUGCCGAUUGGGAAAACCGUGGCAACGAUGAAUGGAAGCCUUGGUAUGCCUUUGUUCAGCUGUUCGAACGCCUCGCCGUCCACAUUCUGGAGCUGGAGAACUACAUUAACCCGCACACCGCGAUUGAGAUCCAGCAAAUCAACUUCAGGCUUCAAAACGCAUACGUCUCACCCACGGACGUCGAUCAUAUCCACACCCUGCAACGUUCUGGAUUCAGGUACAUCCCCAUCUUCAUUCUGUUCUGCCAAGGUGCCGGCACUAGGGCUGGACGGGAGAACGCCAACGCCGGGCCCAGCGACACGGAGCUACCCCGCCACGAGGAUCACAUGGCAAACAUUGCUGACGCCCUCUUGGGUCGUGGCACUCAGCCAUUCCUGGACGACGUUGUCAUGCAGAGGGCACACGAUGCCGGAUGGUGA